AUGGAACGUCAAGGAUUGAAUCAGCCACCUUUGCUCGCUAGCAUGGAUUUUGCUCAAUGGAAACUCCAAAUGAGAUCGUUUAUAUAUGGCAUUGACUUCCAUGCAUGGAGAAGUGUCGAACGUGGAUGGAAUCCUCCAAUGAAAGAGGUUGAUUCAAAAGCUCCUGAAGGAUCGGCUAUGCAAGAAUUAAAAGAUGAAGAUGAGUGGACUGACAAGGAAAUCAAAGCUAGUGAAGGAAACCACAAAGCUUUAAAUGCUCUUUACGCAUCAAUGAGCAGAGAUGAAAAGAAAAGAGUUCAGAAUUGCGUUACCGCCAAACAGGUUUGGGAUAAACUUUGUGUUUUAAAUGAAGGUAAUGAUAUUGUAAAAGAACAAAGAUUACAACAAUAUUAUUCUGAAAUUGAUGCCUUGAAAAUGAGAGAUGAUGAAACUAUUGAUGAUUUUUAUAGUCGUUUUACUGAUCUCUCUAGUUUAUGUGAAAGCCUUGGAAGACCAUUACAAGAAUCCGAUAUUGUAAGGAAAAUAUUACGAUCUCUUCCAAAGUCAUACAGGAUGAAGAAGACAACAAUCCAGGAGCAAUAUAAUCUAAACGAAUAUUCUGUGGACUUGUUGAUUGGAAAUCUAAAGGCUUGGGAGAUGGAGCUGGAUGAGGAUGAAAGACCAAAAGGUAAGAAUUCAAAAAAUAUUGCCUUAAAAGUUACUGAACCCUCAAAAUCAAAGUCUGAGGAUUCUGAACACAAUGAAAUAUUACUGUUGACUAAAGAGUUUAAGAAAUUUUUGAAUCAGAAAAAUAAUAGGAACAAACAAAAUAAUCUUAAUUCUAGGAGAAGUUUUAAUAAUAAAAAUUUUGAAAAACGUAGUGAAAAUUUCUCUCAAAGAAAGUAUGAGUAUGGAAGUAGUAGUAACAACAAUAAGAAAUGUUAUACUUGUGGUGGCAUUGGCCACAUUGCUACUGAUUGUGGGAAUAAAAAGACUGAUUCAGGUAACAAGGCUUACAAGACAUCUUGGAGUGAUGAUGAUGAUAGCUCCACAAAAAGGGACAAAACAUUUGCUCUUGUAUCUUCUUUCUCGUUAGAUUAUGCAGGUUCUGAAAAUGAGGAUCAAGAAGAAGAUGAAGACAACAGCUAUGAAGAUAAUGAGAUGUUUGAAUAUCAAGCAAGAGUUAUAAAAGCUGCAGAGAAAAUUUCUGAAAAAAAUCUUCUAUUAAAACAACAAGUAGAGAUGCUGGAAAACGAAAAAGUGAAAUGGGAAGAGGAGAAACUGCACAUGCGGACGAAAAAUGACUAUGGUGGUCAAGUGAUUGAACGAAAGCAUCUGUUAGCCAAAAUUCAAAUGCUACAAAGUGAGGUAACAGAAAAGAAUAAUUUAAUUGACUUAUUAAACUCUAAACUUGGCAAGUUGCAGGUUUUGCUUGAUGGAACGAAUACCAAGGUUGAAAAGUUUCAACAUAGUUCGAAAUCACUAUCUGAUAUUCUGAGUACAGGAAAAAGCUACAACGAUCGAACUGGACUUGGAUAUACUGGUAAGAGUAGCUCAACUAAAAAUCCGAAUUUUUACACUAACUUUGUCCGUGAACAAUCAGGUUCAAAGGAAUGUGAGAAAUACAUUAAAGAACAUGUAGAAUCGGAAAAACUUCAGACCUCAUUCAAAUCAAAUAUUGUAAACUCGAAUGAUAGGUAUGAGGAAGAUAUACAAGAUAUUCGAAGUAAGUUGAAAGAACAUAGUCAGCUUUUACUUGAUAUUUCUCGUUUUGUUGGCUUGUCUAAAUCUUAUAAAGAAUCUAAACAGGACGCAGAUAUGGUUAGGAGACCUUCAGAUUAUGAAUCGAAUGAUAUUAAGGCUACAUGUAAUGUUGCUAUUACUGCAUUAUCUGCUAGACAAGAGGACACUUGGUAUAUUGAUAGUGGGUGUUCUAGACACAUGUGUGGUAACAAACAUUGGUUUUCUGACUUAGAAGAAUCAGGUGUGACAGGUGCUGUUACUUUUGGAGACGGGAAGAAAGCAAAAAUUAGAGGAAAAGGCUCAAUCAGAUCUCAGGAUCUUAACUGCUUAAAUAAUGUUCUUUAUGUUGAAGGUUUAUCAAAUAACCUUAUUAGUGUUAGUCAAUUAGCUGAUGAGUAUGAAGAUGUCUGGUUUAACAAACGCCGUUGUGUGGUCUUUGACAAAGAUGGUACAGUUGUGAUGGGAGGGGUUAGAUCAGGAGAUAAUUGUUAUCAUGUUGCAUCUAAUUUAAAAUCUGACAACUCGGAAUCGUGUUUCAGGACUAGCUCAGUUGAGGAAACCAUGGAGCUUUGGCAUAAGCGUCUUGGUCAUCUAAACUGUCAAGAUUUGCUUAGACUAUCUAGUCAAAAAUUAGUAAGAGGCUUACCUACAUUAAGUGGUCGUACUGAUGUUAUUUGUGGAGGAUGUAAAACAGGUAAACAAACUCGUGCAAAUCAUAAAGUUGUGAAUGCUUCCUCAUCAUCUCAACCUUUGGAGUUGUUACAUAUGGAUUUAAUGGGACCUUCUGCUACUGUAAGUAUGGCUGGUAAGGAAUAUAUUUUUGUUGUUGUUGAUGACUAUUCUCGAUUUACCUGGGUUGAUUUUCUAAAGGAUAAAAGUGAGACAUUUGAUUCUUUCGAAAAAUUGAGUAAACAACUUACAGUGGAAAAACAACAAGCUAAUCUUCAAAUCGCUAGAAUUAGAUCUGACAAUGGAACUGAAUUUAAAAAUUCCAGAUUUUUUAAAUAUUGUCGAGAUUACGGUGUGCUUCAUGAGUUUUCAGCUCCCAUAACUCCUCAACAGAAUGGAAUAGCUGAACGUAAAAACAGAUCCCUAUUAGACAUGGCAAGGGUAAUGUUGCAUUCAACAGGUUUAAGUGAGAAUUUUUGGGCUGAAGCUGUAAAUACUGCAUGCUACGUUGGGAAUCGAGUUCUUCUUCGUUCAGGUACAAAGAACACUCCUUAUGAAUUAUGGAAAGGUAAGAAACCUGAUGUAAGUUACUUUCAUGUUUUUGGAAAUCCUUGUUAUAUUCUAAAAGACCGUGAACAUCUAGCAAAAUUUGCUCCAAGAUCAGACUCAGGUAUUUUUCUUGGCUAUUCUCUAAACAGUCGUGCUUAUAGAGUGUAUAAUAAAGAAACUCGAACUGUCAUGGAUUCCAUUAAUGUUUCUGUUGAUGAUAAUUUUAAUGAGUCCAAUUUAUCUGAAGAAAAUCUAACGAGUUCAAAAGAUGAGAAUGUACACUCACAGGAAGCAGUCACAGAAGUGGAUCAAAAUCUACAACCUGUAGUAAAAUAUCGAACCGGAUUCAAGCAGGUUAGAAAAGAUCAUUCAUUCAAUGAUAUCAUUGGAGAUACUGGUGAAGGCAUGCGUACAAGAAGGAAGACGGUUGAGGUUACUUCAACCACAAAAGACGACUCUGAAUGCUCCAACACAGAAAUUGUGGACAUCAAUAAAGCUCUAGUAAGUUUUGUCAAAGAAAGAGUUAAAGAAACUAACAAAUUAAAAUGUUUUGGAUUUGUUUCUUUGAUAGAACCUAAAAAUAUCAAGGAGGCUUUGUUAGAUGAUGAUUGGAUCAAUGCAAUGCAAGAGGAACUAAAUCAAUUUGAAAAGAAUGAGGUAUGGAUUCUUGUUCCUCGUCCUGAGAACACUAAUGUUGUUGGUACUAAGUGGAUUUUCAGGAAUAAAAUGGAUGAACAUGGCACAAUCACAAGAAAUAAAGCAAGAUUAGUUGCUCAAGGAUAUUCACAGGUCGAAGGUCUGGACUUUGAUGAAACUUUUGCCCCGGUGGCUCGACUUGAAUCCAUCAGACUUUUGUUAGCCAUUGCUUGUCAACGUAAGUUUAAGUUAUUUCAAAUGGAUGUAAAAACUGCUUUUUUAAAUGGUGAAGUACAGGAGGAAGUGUUUGUUGAACAACCUCCGGGAUUCAAAGAUAUUCAUCAUCCUGAUUACGUUUGGAAACUUAAAAAGGCUGUUUAUGGUCUUAAACAGGCUCCUCGUGCCUGGUAUGAUAAACUCUCUACUUAUCUUGUUUCUCAAGGUUAUUUCCGAGGCACUGUAGACAAAACUCUAUUUGUUAAGCAUGUUGAAAGUCAUCUCAUGGUUGCACAAGUUUAUGUUGAUGAUAUUGUUUUUGGCUCUACUUCUAAUGUUUUAGUAAAAGAAUUCACUAGAAUCAUGACCAAUGAGUUUGAGAUGAGUAUGUGUGGUGAACUUACUUACUUUUUGGGUCUACAAAUUAAACAAAAUCAUAAUGGCAUUUUUCUAUCCCAAUCAAAAUAUGCUGAAAACCUCAUUAAGAAAUUUGGUAUGACUGAGAAGAAAUCUGUUAGUACACCUAUGAGUACCACCAUAAAGUUAUGUCAUGAUCUUGAUGGUAAGUCUGUUGACCAAACUAAAUAUCGUAGUAUGAUUGGUAGUUUGCUUUACCUUACUGCUAGUCGUCCUGAUAUAUCUUACAGUGUAGGUGUUUGUGCCAGGUUUCAGGCCAAUCCAAAAGAGUCACAUUUGGAAGCUGUUAAACGAAUUAUUCGCUAUAUUUCUGGAAGUAUAACAUGUGGUGUAUUUUAUACGUAUGACACUAAUGCUGAAAUUGCAGGUUAUUCUGAUGCAGAUUGGGGAGAAGCUGAAUAUGUUGCCGCAGGGAGUUGUUGUACUCAAAUGCUUUGGAUGAAGAAUAUGCUUAAGGAUUAUGGUAUUCCACAGGAGGAAUGGACUGGUUUGGUCUCCCCGGAGGAUAUGAUUUCUUUAGGCCAGGCUAGCUCUCCUCUCCAGGGAUUGACUAACUACUCGAUACCUGUUGGAAUGGGCUGGCUUGUAUCCUCAUUGCACAUCACAUCUUACUAUUGGCUAAUGGUCAUGUGUAUUACUCGAGGAUGCAUGUUUGUGAGAUUGAUAAAGUGUAUUGUCUUCCUCAAUAAGAAUGUCCAGCUCAGUGAGAGUAUGGUCUACGAUGUUCUAGUUCCAAAGUUUGGUCUGCUUCGUGGUGUUCUGUGGUUUCCCAUUCCCUCUAAGCACUGUUUGAAAAUCAUGAACGUUGAUUAUAUGAAGCAUAUCAAGUAUUUUCCUUAUGAGAUUCUUGCCGUGUGCUUGAGUUAUGUGUUUGACUUUUUCUUGGACUUUCUCUUCAUGGUUUUGUCCAAUUCAUCUCAUCCUUUAUGGAAUGAAAAUCUCUCUCUUAUUUUAUUACCUUUGUUGGCUGCCACAGAUUGCAAGAGACGUAUUGGUGCGGAUAUCAUCAUGAGUGGAGCAAGACGUAACCAGCGAGUCUCUGCAGUGGCCAGAGAUGCUGCUGAGCUUCGUCAACAACCAGAGGACGCUACCUACCAUGCGGCAGCUGCUCGUCCAGUGACCCUUGCUGAGAUCAACCAUGCUUUUGGCCGGAUCGGCGUGCAGUUCCAGACGCAGAUCAACCGUGUGCAGCUACUGCAUGAAACUGGACAUGACAAUGUCACAAGGCAUCUCCAUUGGAUUGAGGCAGCAAUACAACUACUCAUUGAUCUCGGGUCGGAAACACAGUCCAUGAUGCGAACUUCUCCUCCUCACCACAUGAUUGAUGUUCAUCCUUAUCAGAAUGGUGGUCUUAGAAGGAGUGCUCGUCGAGGCGGUCGAGGACGUCGAGGUGGCCGUGGUGGCUGA
This is a messenger RNA of Argentina anserina (silverweed cinquefoil), 5616 nucleotides long. RefSeq lists its product as uncharacterized. The transcript has 8 exons. The record is from RefSeq and is a predicted model, not a curated record. The coding region runs from base 1 to 5616 and encodes 1871 amino acids. Gene Ontology annotation, molecular function: nucleic acid binding; zinc ion binding. Lineage: Eukaryota; Viridiplantae; Streptophyta; Magnoliopsida; Rosales; Rosaceae. Gene Ontology annotation, biological process: DNA integration.